AAAACUAUUAUGGAACAUAAUGCAAAAUCGUGAUCAUAACCUUAAGCGAAGUAUUAUCAAUUUUGGUACUUAUCUACAUUUUAUUUCUACAGAGUUGUCUUCGGUUUACCCUAAGUGUGUUGAAUUUCUAAAAUUCAAAUAGUUUAUCCACGUCAAUCUAAUUUCAGGUUCUAAAUAAAAUGGCUCCUCGUUAUGAGCUAGCUGUCGGUUUGAAACGUGGUCAUAAAACUACUAAGAUUGAAAGAGUUAAUAAAGUAGGCAAAGAAUUAUCAUCCAAAAGUGAAAAACUUCGCCAAGCCCGUACUAAAGGUAAAUUAACAAAACAUAACAAAUUCAUUAGAGAUGUAGUAAGGGAAGUAAUGGGACAUGCUCCAUUUGAAAAACGUGCAAUGGAAUUGUUGAAAGUUUCUAAGGAUAAACGAGCAUUAAAAUUCUUAAAGCGACGUUUGGGAACACAUAUAAGAGCCAAGAGGAAGCGUGAAGAACUAAGUAACAUUUUAUUACAAAUGAGAAAAGCCCAAGCCACCCACACAAAAUAAUUUCUUCUAUGGUUUAUGUUUAUUAUGUUCAAAAUAAAGAACAUUGACUGUCGAAA
Daktulosphaira vitifoliae (grape phylloxera) is the source of this 595-nucleotide messenger RNA. RefSeq names its product 60S ribosomal protein L36 (gene RpL36). Gene Ontology annotation, biological process: cytoplasmic translation. Gene Ontology annotation, molecular function: structural constituent of ribosome. The record is from RefSeq and is a predicted model, not a curated record. The transcript has 4 exons. The coding region runs from base 180 to 539 and encodes 119 amino acids. Gene Ontology annotation, cellular component: ribosome; cytosolic large ribosomal subunit. Lineage: Eukaryota; Metazoa; Arthropoda; Insecta; Hemiptera; Phylloxeridae.